This is a messenger RNA of Caenorhabditis remanei, 588 nucleotides long. RefSeq lists its product as uncharacterized. Bases 1 to 588 code for a protein of 195 amino acids. Lineage: Eukaryota; Metazoa; Nematoda; Chromadorea; Rhabditida; Rhabditidae. The record is from RefSeq and is a predicted model, not a curated record. The transcript is spliced from 2 exons.
AUGGGAAAUGGUUCGGUGGUCUAUUCAGGAGAUCAUCAUACUUUGGAUUUUGGAUUCAAUGGGAUGAAGAGAUUCAGUGAAGAUUUGAUCCAUCGGCGCUUUCUCCCGAAUCAUUUCCCAGAGGAUCGUCUCGAUUGGCAUGAUAGACGUGUCCUUGUUGGCCACAUAGUUAUCAUGCAUGAUGCCUGCGACGGCCAAUUGGAUGAACGUUGGUUGCCCAACAUUCCAGGAGAUAUUGUGGGCAAAUCCAUUGGCUUGAACCCAGUGGAAUGUUCCAGGCCCGACAAAGACCAUGUCUCCUUUCCUUUGAAGGAACUUUUGGACUGGAAUUUUCGCUUGAAGGAGAUCGCCUUCAAAUGGCCAAAACUCUUGCUUGUAGAUUUGGCCUCGUUCCAAGUUCAUCCCAAGCUUGCAUUUGGCCAUCUUUUGGAGUUGUCCAACGAACUCCAAAGGUACCCCAUACCAACAAGAGGUGGAUGGCCCAAGGCUAUGAUUGACGGAGCCGAGACCACUGUUCUCCAAGUGAGCACCAGUUCUGACUCCUGGUACCUUCAGAUAGAGUUGUGGCUUGUUCAGUCCUGGAAUUGA